Messenger RNA from Aphis gossypii (cotton aphid), 803 nucleotides. RefSeq lists its product as uncharacterized. Lineage: Eukaryota; Metazoa; Arthropoda; Insecta; Hemiptera; Aphididae. The coding region runs from base 140 to 688 and encodes 182 amino acids. The transcript has 4 exons. The record is from RefSeq and is a predicted model, not a curated record.
GGACACAAUAUGUAUACAUUAUGAACCAUAUUUUUUAUUUUAUAAAAUAACAAAAUAAAAUAUCAUAUUUACUACUUCAAGUAGUAGUGUAAUAUUUACAUAUUAUAGCGAUUAUUAGGUUUAUACCAAAACGAUCGCUAUGACUGAUACUGCUGCAGAAAUCGUAAGAACUGAAAUUGAGAACCCCAAACAAAUAACGUCGGAACGCCUUGGAAACUUUUUAAUUGGUGGAUGUCAACAGAAUAAAACAGAUACACUAAAUUCAGAUUUAAUAUCGGAAAACUUACCUAGAAUAAAACUAGCUGGAGUAAAAUCAAACUUAUACAAUCCAGUACAAAGUACAUUUCGAAGGCAUGAUAUUGAAAAUCUACAAGGAAAACUUAGUGAUGAACUUUCGAGAAGUACAUUACCGCCAGGAUUAGUUGCAUUGCCAAGUUAUAAUGAUCACAAGUUUGAUCCACCGCAGAUAGUUUGUCCAGGAUAUGAUAUUUUACCCUUGCCACUAAAUACAGAAUACCAAAAAAAAACUACUGAUGAAUUAUCAUUUUUAAAACAAAAAGAUUUGUCUGAUUCAUGGAAAAAAUUUAUAGAUAGCGUACCUAUGUCUAAGACCAGGAUGGGUCAUAUUCCUAAAAAUAAAGAUUAUCGUUUUCAUAACUAUGUGGUGAAAUACAUGAAAAAAGAUUAAGCUACGAAAAAUCAUCAAACUUCCAAUAUGAAAAAAUAAUUAUUAUGAAACAAAAUGAAUAAAAUUUUAUUAUGAUUGUAUGCGCUAUCUAUUAAACACAACAUGCAUUCAACAA